This is a messenger RNA of Varanus komodoensis (Komodo dragon), 3957 nucleotides long. It is a transcript of the gene THAP8, whose product is annotated as THAP domain containing 8. The transcript is spliced from 4 exons. The record is from RefSeq and is a predicted model, not a curated record. Bases 126 to 1571 code for a protein of 481 amino acids. NCBI's taxonomy places the organism in Eukaryota, Metazoa, Chordata, Lepidosauria, Squamata, Varanidae.
AACAGGAAGGAUCAGGAAGGGGCCGGCGACGGCGGGAGGAGGCUCGGCGUCCGCGAGUGCCCGUCGCGAGCAGCGGGGCCGUCGCGCGGCGGGGCCGGUUGGCCCGGGGAGGCGGCGUCGCCGCGAUGACCAAGUACUGCCGGGCGCCCCACUGCUCCAACUCGGCCGGGCAGCCGCGGCCGGACAGCCAGCGCCUCAGCUUUUACAAGUUUCCCCUGCACAACCCGGAGCGUCUUCGGCAAUGGCUUUCCCAGAUGAACCAGGAGAAGUGGCUCCCAACGAAACAUCAGCACCUGUGCAGCGAGCACUUUGCACCCUCCUGUUUUGAGUACCGGUGGGGAGUGCGCUACCUGAAGCCCGACGCCGUGCCCACAAUCUUCCGGACAGCGGAAAGCCCCGUGAAAAGGGAGACUGCUGCCUGGCCCCCCACGGAAGUGCCGGCCAAGAAGCUGAUCCUCGAGUGCCGCGGAGAGACGAGUGUGCCGGCUGCCCAAGCCAUAGGUCACCGGGAGCCAGACACCCUGGAAACCCUUGCCAUAGCCAUAGACCCCAGCAUGGCGGCCGCCCCCAUCUAUGUGGAGACCCAGCCCCCUGCCUCCGACCUCAGCUUCCAUGCCCUCUCCGGCCCCCUUGUUGGGGCUGUGAACCUGGUACCUCUGGUCCAAAUCAUGGAGCCACUCAAGGCCGUGACACUGACAGUCGCUUCCCCGGUGGAGCCCGGCCCGGCCCAGCCACUGCCGGACGCGGUGGAGCAGCAGCGGGUUGAUUUGGUGGCCUCGCUCCCGCCGCCGGCCCUGGAAGCAGCCCCGAGCUCUCCUGCCGAUGGCUCCGGCCAGCUCUGCCCGGAAGUCGCAAUGCCCUGCGAGGUGGUGCCGCUGCAGGCCCUGGUGGCCGAGCGACCGGCGGCGGAGCAGGGCGCCCUGAUCCUCGAGAAAGUCUCCAUCGAGCCAUUCCUGGAGGCGGGCCCCUCCGCCGCCGCCGUCAUGAACUCCCUGCAGGAGCCUCCCACAGAGAUGGUGGCCUACUUCGAGACGAUCCCAACGGCGCCUGCGGCCGCCGCCUCAUCCGGCGUGACUCCCCCGGAGACCCUGCUCUCCUCUGCCCUCAGCCUCCCCAUCGUGUCCACCGUGCCCAUCGUCUCCAACCAGAUGUCUCCGGAGGCAUCCCCGACCGAGGAGCUGAAGCUGGAGGAGCUGAGCUCUGCGGAGUCUCUGGACGAGCAGCUGGAGGAGCACAGCUACCACAAGAGCGAGGGCACGGCAGCAGAGCUGGUGGAGGUGGUGAUGGGCCUCCAGAGGAAGGUGAAGGUGCUCCAGCAGCGGCACCGCCGGCACUGUGCCAAGCUGGAGGCCAUGGAGGGGGUGGUGGAGCAACUCAGGAAGGAGAACCUGGUGUCGGAAGAGAAGCUGAAGCUCUUGGAGAUGGCCUGCCUGCAGUCUAGCACUAUCAUGCCCGAGAGCGGCGGGGCCGUGGCCAUUAUCUGCCAGGACAGCGACCAGGCGCUGGUCUAUGCCGUGCCUCAGCUCCCGGAAGAGGGGGGCGAGACCGUCAUCCAUGUCACAGAGCAGUAAUGUGGCGGGAGGAGGAGGGUGGCCGAGCCAGCCGCUCCGAGUCCGACCGGGCCGAGGGGCCCUUGCCGGGCGACUGUGGGGCCAGCUCCCUUCAGCUGCGGGAGUCACAGGCCCAGCGCCACUGAGCCUCUUCUGGUCUUUCCUGCCUGUGGGAUGGCCUUACUGCUGCCGCGGCACCUCACUUUGUGGCGAGGGUUUUUAUCUGAAAUGAUUGCAUAUAAAAUUAUCUCAGUGGGAGAGUAAACCCGUGGCUGUGUGUGUGCAUUUGACUUCUUCGCCCCGAGCCGUGCUGUUGCUGCUUUCGCCCGUGCCUGGUUUCCUCUGGUGUUGGAUGUCUCGCCUGCUGGCCCCUCUCCUGAGCUGUACCUUCUCAGAGGCUGAAAACAGCUGCACCGUGCCCCGGACUUUUGCAGUCCUCAUGCGUUGCUGCCUUGCUCUCCCCAGAGCCCGUCCAAAGGGCUUCUGAGAUCUGUCCGUGUUGCCCUUUCCCUCCCCUGAGCUCCAGCACGACCUGCUGCUGUGGCUGGUGGCAUCUCAGCAGCUUCCAAGCCAGCAGAAGGCAGGCAGGCACUCGGGGUCCCUCUUCCCACAGGUCAAAUGUGGGUUACCGGAGAAAUGUAACUGGAAGCCGAAGCUGUCUGGUGGUGCGUAUAGAAAAUGAUGCGAGGAGAGAGGUAGGCUAGAGAGAAACUUUCUGGUUGCAAGGACCUGCAAAAAGAGGGUCCCUUGCAUGUCACGGAAACAAUUUGCGGGACCCCAGAAGGACCUGCAGAUGUAUAGACGUGCCCAUUACCCAAGCAAGGUCAGAACCGGUGUGGAAAACAGGGUGCACAAACGUAGCGUGAGUCUUGGGAGAUCUCUGGGCGGGUUGGACUUCAGCUCCCAGAAUGCCUGGCCACUGGGCGCAUUGGCAGGGGAGCUGAAGCUCUCGGCCUCUGGAGAGCAGCCCGACUGGAACGUGCAGCAGAGGUGGGCAGGCUGCGGGCUCGAGCAAUUUUUACGGGACUGCAGAGAUCCAGCACUGGCGCCUGUGCAGAAGCAGCGCAGCGGGAGAGAGUGCAGCUCAGGCGUUCCUCCGGGCUUUUUCCAUUUGAGCUGUAUAAUGUGUGUGUGUGUGUGGGCGGGGAGGAAGUCACAUUGGUGCUGCUGCUGGACAAUGGAAAUAUCAGCACAUCUCCAGCAAGUCAUCGGGAGAGCUCUCAGAAGAAACCGAUUCAUCUGCUGCCCGUCUCUGAUCUACCGAGCUGAAAUGGUCACGAGGGGAUUCUGGUCUUCAAAGAUUCACUUUCACCGCUCUAGUUUUUCAACUGCUCAGCCGAUCGGGGGCUUCCUGAAUUGGCCAAGCUCCAGCACUUGCAUUUGUCUGGACUCUUUCAACCUUCUUCCGGCCUGGUGUGCUCCACAGGUGUUGGCUGCGGCUCCACCACCAGGCUGCAGAAGGCUGGCUCCUUGCCAUUCCUUCUGGUGCUUUGGAAACCGUUUCUGUCCCCUUGCUAUUGGGUUGGGUCGUGCAGUGCAGUGCAAAAAGCCCUGGAAGGCAAAGGGCAGGUGGAGGGAUUGCAAGCCAAGUGCACCAGCCUCCUUAGGCUGCCUGCAGGCCUCGUUCCCUCUGAACACGCAUCGGAUUGUGCCAUGAGCUUAGCAGCUUCUAGAAAGAUGCAGGCAUGUGCCAGCUCCGGCACAUUUUUAAUCUGCUUUUCUGCGUGUUUGUCAAAAUCCGAACCACUUGGCCUCCAUGACUGCGAGCAGAGAUGUGCUGCUGCUUGGGUCUGCAUCCAAGGGUCUGGUUUCUGGCCUCUGGGCCAACAGCCACGACAGAUGCUUCCACAUCACAAGAGCCAGGCCAGAGCAGCGCUUUGUCUUGUUCAGUAGCCAGGCAGCGACCUCUGGGAAGCUCACUCCCAGGGCGUAAAGCAGCCCCAGCCCAGCAACUGGCCUUCGGAGCUGGACUGCCUCAGAACAGAAGUGACUCCUGUCGGCAGAUGUAACCUGGGAGGCAUGUCGUCUCCUCUGCACCUGCAGCUCGUUGACCCAGUGGAGCAUCUUCCAGCAUCUUUUAGGCGCCCUCGGCUCGAGGGUUCGCUCCUGUGAUUGCACCUCAUACAGUAUUUUUGUCCAGUUGGCAGCAUCUAAUGACGUGUCCUGCGUGAUUGAACACACAACCAUGGUGAUCAAUUGUCUUAUUAUAAUUUAAGUCUUCAGGGAUUUUUUUUUUUUUUUUUAACAUGAGCCUCUGUGAUUGAAAACUAACCCAGGGAUUGGAGGAAAACCUAACUGAACAUUGACAGAUGACACUGUGAUUGUAGAGAGGAGAGGACUUCUGUGCUAAUGAUUUUGUCUUUAACAGCGCUGUAAUGAAAAAAGAAUAAAUGGAAUAUAUUGAAAA